Molecule: messenger RNA, 438 nt
Organism: Zasmidium cellare ATCC 36951
Lineage: Eukaryota; Fungi; Ascomycota; Dothideomycetes; Mycosphaerellales; Mycosphaerellaceae
Exons: 3
Coding region: 1-438 (145 amino acids)
Biological process (GO): ribosomal large subunit biogenesis; translation
Cellular component (GO): cytosolic large ribosomal subunit; ribosome
Molecular function (GO): RNA binding; structural constituent of ribosome
Source: RefSeq, a predicted model, not a curated record
AUGUCGGCCGAAGUCACCGCAAGCAACUGGAGAUCCGUGGAGGUCGGACGUGUGGCCUUCUUCUCCAAGGGCCCAUUCCAGGGCCGCGUUGCUGCCAUCGUCCAGAUCAUCGACCACAAGCGCGUUCUUGUUGAGGGCCCAUCCGACAAACCAGAACUCGCCGUGCCACGACAGGCUGCUCCUCUCUCCGCUCUCUCCCUCACCGGCAUCGUCAUCGAGAACCUCCCACGCGCGGUUGGAUCUGGUGCUCUGAAGAAGAAGUGGGCAGCUGCUGAGGUGGACAGCAAGUGGACGCAGAGCUCGUACGCAAAGAAGCUCGAGAAGGCAUCGCGGAGAAAGAACCUCAGCGACUUUGAGCGCUUCAAGGUCAUGCGCCUGAGGAAGCUGGCUCGUUUCGAGACCCGCAAGGCCAUUGCCAAGGCCAAGGCAAGCGCAUAG